Macrosiphum euphorbiae (potato aphid) is the source of this 1461-nucleotide messenger RNA. NCBI's taxonomy places the organism in Eukaryota, Metazoa, Arthropoda, Insecta, Hemiptera, Aphididae. The record is from the annotation of a GenBank genome assembly.
AUGGAUUCAGAGCAGUUGUUAAGACUCGUGGAUAGUAAAGGGUCCAUCAGCACAUGGGACAUAAGCAAAGAACACAAUAUUGAUCAUCAAAAAAUUAUUGGUGUUGUUAAUAGCAUAUUGGCAUUGGGAAAUAUUAUUACUGCCGAUCCAGUGACAAGUAAGUACUGGGAACUUACCGAAGAAGGAGAAUCAGUUGCAUUGAAUGGUAGUUAUGAGGUAAAUCUAUAUAACGGUGUUCCAUCUGAUGGGAUACCUCAAAAGGAAUUAAUGAAAAUACCAAAUGCAAAAAUUGGAUUCAGCCAAGCAAUGUCAAAGGGUUGGAUAGUAAUUGAUCGAGCAGCAAACAAAGUGAUGAAAAAAGUCGAUUCAGUUGUUGAUAAGGUUAAAGAAGAUUUGAUAGAAUUGAAAGCAUCUCAUGAUCAAAUUUCUGAGUCGGAAAAAAUGGAUUAUAAAAAACGAAAACUUAUUCGUGAAGUAGUCAUAAAAAGUUUUACAUUAGGUAAGGGUCCAGAAUUUACAACGUCUAUUGUAAAAUUAGAAACUGAACUAACUACAGAAAUGAUAGCAUCUGGUUCAUGGAAAUCAACUCCAUUUAAGCCUUACAAUUUUGAAGCUUUAGGCCAACCACAAUUGGCUGGUUGCUUACAUCCAUUAUUGAAAGUUCGCUCAGACUUUCGUCAAAUAUUUCUUGAAAUGGGUUUUACUGAAAUGCCAACUAAUAAUUUUGUUGAAAGCUCGUUUUGGAAUUUUGAUGCAUUAUUCCAACCUCAACAACAUCCAGCAAGAGACUCGCAUGAUACUUUUUUUUUGGAGAACCCUCAAACUAGUGAAAACUUUCCUCAAGAAUAUUUAAACAAGGUAAAAACAGUACAUUCUAAGGGUGGCUAUGGUUCCCAAGGAUAUGGCUAUGAUUGGUCCUUGGAUGAAGCUAAGAAAAACGUCUUGAGAACUCAUACUACAGCUGUAAGUGCUCGUAUGUUGUAUGGCUUAGCUAAAGAUUUUAAACCGACUAAGUACUUUAGUAUCGACCGAGUAUUCCGAAAUGAGACUUUGGAUGCUACUCAUUUGGCAGAGUUUCAACAAGUAGAAGGAGUAAUAGCUGAUUACAAUUUAACAUUGGGAGAUUUGAUUGGAGUUCUUCACACGUUUUUUGAACGAUUAGGAAUGACUGAAAUAAAAUUUAAACCUGCUUACAAUCCAUACACAGAACCUAGUAUGGAAAUAUUUUGUUAUCAUCAAGGACUAAAAAAAUGGAUCGAAAUUGGCAACUCUGGAAUGUUUCGUCCUGAAAUGCUAUUACCAAUGGGCUUACCAGAAAAAGUAAAUGUUAUAGCUUGGGGUUUAUCGUUAGAGAGGCCAACUAUGAUUAAAUAUGGCAUCAACAAUAUUAGAGAUCUAGUCGGACCUAGAGUUAAUUUACAAAUGGUACAAGAUAACCCAAUAUGUAGAUUAGACAAAUAA